AUGCGGGGAAGAAAAGCUUCUCUCUCUGCCGACGGGCUUCAUGGCUCUGCACCUUUUUCUCUCGCGUCCGCGACGGAGUCGGUCCGCCUGCUUUGCAUCUUCGUGACGGUCGAACGCUCGGGACGCCGAAGAGGCAGACCGGGGGACCAGAGGCAGACCGGGGGACCAGAGGCAGACCGGGGACCAGAGGCAGACCGGGGGACCGUCGAGGCGUUUCGGACGCACGAUGCCCUUCGCGUCGGGAAUCGUCAUCCUCGAGCGAGACCGGAGACGAAUUCCUUCCCCGACUCGCUCGCUCCUCUCCGUCCGGUCGAGAACGCUGCCCGCACCGAUAAGAUCGGUUCCGUUCGGAUCACCUCUUUCGGGGACGGGACGGGUUCUUCCGCCUCGGCUGCUCUGCAGCUCUUCGCGGCACGGAGGCUGGUGUUGCCGCGGAGGUCGAUCACGCCGCCGCCGCUGGGGUCAUCUGGGCUCGGGGGGCCCCCAGGGAUGUUGGGGCCUCCGAUCCCUCUACCGAGGUGUGCCUCCUAUGCCGCCUCCACUUCGCCGUAUCGUCUCGUCCAAAAUUCGCGGAUGCAGCUGAGCGUGAGUUACCCGUCGAUCGCGUCGCCCGAGGGAUCCAGCGUGGCAUCGACGGAGUCGAAAGCCUCCAAAUACCGCCAAAAGAAAUUCCGCCGACACUUCAAGAACGUCACGACCGAGGAGAUCGUCCUCAACACGUAUUCAUGCGCGCUGAUUGGCGACAUCCUCCUGCAAGGUCACCUCUACAUAACCCAUAAUUACUUCGCCUUCUACUCCAACGUCUUCGGUUACAUUACGAAGGUGGUGAUUCCCGUGAAGACCGUCGGUCGGGUGAGCAAGGAGAAGACGGCGAAGAUCUUCCCGAAUGCCGUCGGCGUGGUCCUGUCGCCCGAGGGGAAGAAAUACGUUUUCGGCUCGCUCCUCUCCCGGGACACCACCUACAAGCUGAUGGUCCGCGUGUGGAAGUGCAUCCACGAAUUACCUCCGAGUCCUCCUCUCACUCUUCACGAAGAGAGUAUGAGCGAGGAAGAGCCCGGAGAAGAGGAGGAAGAAGAGGACGAUGGACUCGUGUUUCAACAGUCAGGCGAGAGUGAGGAAAAUCGUGGCACCACGCCUUCCUCUGACACUCCACCCAACACUCCCACUCCCAUUGGGUUUGGGAUCUCGGAGACCAAGGAGCCAGGGAGGGGACUCUUCUUCGUCUUUCUCAUCCUCUGUUUAGCCCUUGUGGGAAGCACAUGCCUCCUCUAUCAUCGAUUCUAUCGGCUCCAACAACUCUUCGUGUACUUCCCAUCCAACAAAAGAGAGGAGCCUCUGGGAAGAGAACGCAUCGAUGUCGAUGCAAGGAGACGAGCUGCAUCAUGCCAUCCACAGUCAAAUCUACGGCCUCAUACAGGUAUCGUAUCCUUGCUCUGGGUGGAAAAUUCACCUCCAUCUCGUCUCGAUUCCGAAGCGAACGCUGUAUCGCACGCGUUCGAUUCCACAGGUCCGAAGGUCCCUGGAUUCCCUGCUCUCCGUCUAUUCGAAAGAGUGAACGGAUCGCCGUGGCUCUCGUCAUUGUGA
Darwinula stevensoni is the source of this 1584-nucleotide messenger RNA. The record is from the annotation of a GenBank genome assembly. Lineage: Eukaryota; Metazoa; Arthropoda; Ostracoda; Podocopida; Darwinulidae.